AACUGACAAUCAGCCAGUCAGUCACCGAACGCACCGCGAACGGUCAAGACUUGUCGCGAAACUAGUUUGCUCUAUAUUCGUAUACCGCGCCCGCGAAGUUUUGAGCAUGUGAGCAAAAGUGUUUUAAACAAAAAUGUUUUCGAGUGUUUUUUCAUUGUCAUUCUUGAUAGUUUCAAUUAAUGGAUUUGCGCUGCCCUUCGAAGGAUUAUAUCAGCUGGAUAUAAUACACUACAAUGACUUCCAUGCCAGAUUUGAAGAGACGUCGGUAGCAACACCAACAUGCCGGUUCAACAACAACUCCUGCUUGGGCGGGUUUCCUCGUCUCUACCACGAGAUCCAGGUCUUGAUGGAGGAGAAGCCAGAUUUCGUUCUACUAAAUGCUGGAGACAGCUUCCAAGGAACAUACUGGUACACGCUUCUGAAGUGGAACAUCACAGCCAUGUUCAUGAAUAUGCUGCCCCAUGAUGCUCAUGCGAUAGGAAACCACGAAUUCGACGACGGCCCGGAAGGCCUGGCGCCGUACCUCUCAGGUCUGAAUGCACCAGUCGUGGCUGCGAACAUGGACUCCUCAGAGGAGCCGGCCCUCCAGGGACUCUACAAGCCGCAUGUUGUGAUCGAGAGGAAGGGCAGAAAGAUCGGCAUCAUCGGACUGAUCACUGUUGACACUGAGAAACUGUCGACCCCGGGCAAAGUAAAGUUCACGGAUCCCCGCGAGGCGACUCGGCGAGAAGCGCAGACCUUGACCGACAAGGGAGUGGACAUUAUCAUACUGCUCUCGCAUUGCGGACUUGAUGUUGAUAAGGAGCUCGCCCGUGACUUCGGGGAGCACAUAGACAUCAUAGUCGGCGGUCACACACACUCUUUACUAUGGAACGGACCUUCUCCCAGCGGGGAACCGGUAGCUGGACCCUAUCCCAUCUUCGUGGAAUCCGCGGUGGAUAAGAAACAUAAGACAAUGAUCGUGCAAGCAUCAGCGUUCACCAAGUACAUGGGGAAUCUGACGUUGUUCUUCGACUUCCGAGGAGACCUGGUCAAAUACGAGGGCGGUCCUAUAUUCCUGGACCGAUCUAUCGCUGAAGAUGCUGAAAUAAAAGUAAAGCUAGCGCCGUACGCGGAAAUAGUUCACAAAGCUGAAAACGUGCCUAUUGGGGAGACCAAGACGUCCCUAUCUUUUGAGGACUGCGUUUUUGGGGAAUGCGCUUUGGGAGAUGCACUGGUCGACUCACAGAAUGAUUACGCCAAGUCGAAAGUAAAAUCAAGUCUGGAUUUCUUGUCGUUUAUCCAACGAGGGAACAUAAAGUCGUCCAUUCCUCAAGGCACAAUCACAGAAGGUACGCUAUUCGAGCUGUUACCGUUCAACGAUCGAAUGGAGACCUUCGAGCUGCAGGGCAAGUGGGUGCUGGAAGCCUUGGAGAGAAGCGUGAGGGACGCCUGGGCCAACCACCCCUUUAAAGGACCCUGGGUGCUGCAGGUUUCGGGUCUUCACGUGACAUACAACGUGUCAAAACCGGAGGGGCAUCGGGUGACGUCCGUGACAAUCGGCAACAGUGGCAGUGGAAUUGACAGCGAGAAGUUCUAUCAAGUCACGGCACCAGCUUACCUGGCUGGUGGAGGGGAUGGAUAUACGAUGUUCAAAGAAAACAAGAAGAACGUGCAAGUGAUCGGAAGAGACCAGAAGAUAUUUGAGACGUACAUCAGGAAGAAUUCGCCGCUACACGUAGUCACUGAUGGAAGAAUUAAAAUUAUAGAAGACUAAUAGUUUUAGUGAUAUUAAUUAAAAUUUGUUAGGCACAUCAUAAAUGAUGUUAUUUUUGUGUUUUGUUAUGAAUUUUUUUCAUAAUACAAUAGCCAAAUGCCAUGGCUGCUAUUUUUAUUUAUGCAUUUUAUGUCCUCGAUUCAAUAUUGUAGUAAAAUAAAUGUUUCUUUCUCGGCCUCUCGCGACACAUACUAUCUAAAUUAUAUUGAACAUGAAAAGUCCUGAAAUAGUGUACCUGUGUAAGGCACGAGAAGGCAGGUAGUCAAUAGACACACUAGUCUCUUCGAAUACUGGAUCAAAUCUAGACGAACUUCUGGACAAAGAUUGAAGAUAAGACACACACACAAUGGACAAAUAGGUACGAAAAAGAGAGUAGCUCUAACUUGCCUACUGACAAUAAAAUAUUCAGAGUUCCUGUAA
Ostrinia nubilalis (European corn borer) is the source of this 2176-nucleotide messenger RNA. Its product is annotated as apyrase-like. The transcript has 11 exons. The coding region runs from base 134 to 1756 and encodes 540 amino acids. Gene Ontology annotation, biological process: AMP catabolic process. Gene Ontology annotation, cellular component: plasma membrane. Gene Ontology annotation, molecular function: metal ion binding; 5'-nucleotidase activity; nucleotide binding. NCBI's taxonomy places the organism in Eukaryota, Metazoa, Arthropoda, Insecta, Lepidoptera, Crambidae. The record is from RefSeq and is a predicted model, not a curated record.